UCAACCAAAACAUCAACCAUACACACAUUUAAGCUCAACAAUAUGGGAAGGCCACCAUGCUGUGAGAAGACAGGCCUCAAGAAAGGACCAUGGACACCAGAAGAAGACCAAAAGCUCAUUGCUUUCAUUGAAAACCAUGGCCAUGGAAGCUGGCGUGCUUUGCCUGCAAAAGCUGGGCUUAGAAGAUGUGGAAAGAGUUGCAGACUUAGGUGGACUAAUUAUCUGAGACCUGAUAUAAAAAGAGGAAAGUUCAGCUUGCAGGAAGAACAAACCAUUAUUCAACUUCAUGCUCUUCUGGGAAACAGAUGGUCAGCCAUAGCAUCUCACUUGCCGAAGAGAACUGACAAUGAGAUCAAGAACUAUUGGAACACCCAUCUCAAGAAAAGGCUCGACAAAAUGGGCAUCGACCCGACCACCCACAAGCCAAAAAUGGAGUCCCUCAUCCACUUCAAAGACGGUUCAAACCUCAGCCACAUGGCUCAGUGGGAGAGUGCUCGCCUCGAAGCCGAAGCCAGACUCGUACGAGAAUCCAAGUUGCAGGAACAAAACAACAUCGUAUUAACCUCUUCCUCACCACCACCACCACAACCUAGACUCAUUCUCAACAAAAUCACACCCCAACACCACCACCAACCCUCACUACCACCGUGCCUCGACGUCCUCAAAGCAUGGCAAAGUUCAUGCUCAGAAAAUAAAAACAACAACCAGAAAUACUCAUCAGUACACGACAAGAAGAAAACCAUGCAUGUGCAUAGCAUGUAUGCCAUGAUGCUUGCCACUGAUGACCUUGAAUCCCCAACAUCCACCUUGUGUUUCCCUGAGAGUAUGCAAAUGAAUAAUAGUAACAAUAAUAAUAGCAAUAGCAUUAUGGUGUCGACCAACCAAGUUGGGUUAAUCAAUGAGAACUAUUUACUCCCUCCAACUGCUGUGGAAGAGUUUAUGACGGUAGCAACGGUGAAGGAAGAUGCUUGUUGUGGCGGUGAUGGUGACAGAAGUGAGUCGUGGAGGUACUUCACCAAACGCAACAGUGAUCGUGAUGAAGAAUUAGCUGAAACUGCGAAGAGAAUUAUGUACCAGACGAUGCCAUGUUUGCAAGAUGAUGACAUAAUGGUGGCUGUUGAUGCAUUAAGAGGUGGUGGAUAUUAUGGUAAUAAUGAUGAUACUAUUAAUAAUGAUGUGGUGGCAUUUACACCUCUCUCUAGCAAUGUCAAUAUGGUUGUUGGUUUCAAUAACGACGUCCAGGAUUUUGAUUCCAACCAAGAUUUAGCGACGGAGAACUUGGAAGUGCACUUCGAGGAGAAUAAGGAUUAUUGGAAUAGCGUGCUUGCUUAUAAGUGA
Vigna angularis (adzuki bean) is the source of this 1338-nucleotide messenger RNA. RefSeq names its product transcription factor MYB106-like. Lineage: Eukaryota; Viridiplantae; Streptophyta; Magnoliopsida; Fabales; Fabaceae. The transcript has 3 exons. Bases 43 to 1338 code for a protein of 431 amino acids. The record is from RefSeq and is a predicted model, not a curated record.